AUGGCCUACGUCCUGCGCGACGUCGUCCUGGUGCUGGGUCUCGCCGCCGCGCGCCUCGACAGCUGGCUCGUCUGGCCGCUGUACUGGGCGGCGCAGGGCACCAUGUUCUGGGCGCUCUUCGUGCUGGGACACGACUGCGGGCACGGCAGCUUCUCCAACAACCCCAGCCUCAACAGCGUCGUCGGCCACAUUCUGCACUCCUCCAUCCUGGUGCCAUACCAUGGCUGGUGUGUAUUCUACUGUACUGAACUGAAAUAG
Miscanthus lutarioriparius is the source of this 258-nucleotide messenger RNA. The record is from the annotation of a GenBank genome assembly. NCBI's taxonomy places the organism in Eukaryota, Viridiplantae, Streptophyta, Magnoliopsida, Poales, Poaceae.